CUGAUGCCGAUAUUUUCCAGUCCGAAGAGGCAACCAGCUCAUCGGAAAUGAAUCCUGCUGGACUUAAUAUUUCUGGAGCUGCAGACGAUGCGGACGACGUCGAUUCGACUUUUAGUGAAGAUGAGUCGUCCAGUGCCUCGUUAGCCGACGAGGUAGAAGAUUAUAGGAUAAUAAAAAACAGAAGAUAUCACAGUAUCAACGAGUUCACUGGGGAAACGAAAUACUGGGGGUGUAACGACGAUAAACAGAAUAUGGUGCAAGAAUGGACCCAUGAAAUGUUCUUAUGCAUUCUUAGUGGAGAGCUUCAUUUAGCACCACUUUCAGAUAAUGCAGAGAAAGUGCUAGAUAUUGGAACUGGAAUCGGAUGCUGGGCCAUAGAUUUUGCUGACAAGCACAAAAAUGCAGUUGUUAUUGGUACCGAUAUAUCACCAAUACAGCCACAAUGGGUGCCACCAAACCUCAAAUUCUGUAUCCAAAAUAUUUCUCACUGGAAUUUCUCGAAUAAUGAUAUCGAUUUUGUUCAUUGCCGCUUGCUAAACGGCUGCAUUCCUGAUUGGUAUACCUACUUUCAAAAGGUAUAUGGAAGCCUCAAGCCUGGUGGCUGGUUUGAGAGUCACGAAAUUUCGCCACAUAUUCGCAGUGAUAACGAUUCUGUUCUUGGAAAUAGCGCUAUGUCUCGAUGGGGGUCUCUUUUCGUAGAUGGAGGUAAAAUAUUAGGCCAACCAUUUGACAUUGUGGAGCAAGGCGUCCAAAAGGAGGCAAUGGAGGCAGCCGGAUUCAUUAAUAUACGAGAGGAAGUAUAUAAGAUUCCAAUUGGUGGAUGGCAAGCGAAUAAAGACUUACAAUCAAUCGGAACCUUGAUGAAAAAUGCUUUAGAAACUGACUUGGAAGGCACAAUGCUCUUUAUGGCUGUUAUGCUGGGAUGGUCCGAUGCUCAGAGAGAUACAUUUGCUAAAGAGCUACGACAUGAACUUCAAUCAAACGAUCUUCAUGGAUAUUUCUAUGGAAAAAUCGUCUCGGGUCAAAAGCAGGUCACUCCCUGAUAAGUCUUCAAUAAAAAUAGUAAAUCUACUACUGGCGUCUUGUAUUCGCAUUUACAAUUUUCUAGUUCUGC
This is a messenger RNA of Trichoderma asperellum CBS 433.97, 1114 nucleotides long. NCBI's taxonomy places the organism in Eukaryota, Fungi, Ascomycota, Sordariomycetes, Hypocreales, Hypocreaceae. The record is from RefSeq and is a predicted model, not a curated record.